This is a messenger RNA of Thermothielavioides terrestris NRRL 8126, 2064 nucleotides long. RefSeq lists its product as uncharacterized. The record is from RefSeq and is a predicted model, not a curated record. Gene Ontology annotation, cellular component: cytoplasm. NCBI's taxonomy places the organism in Eukaryota, Fungi, Ascomycota, Sordariomycetes, Sordariales, Chaetomiaceae. Gene Ontology annotation, molecular function: phosphoprotein phosphatase activity. The transcript has 4 exons. The coding region runs from base 124 to 1905 and encodes 593 amino acids.
GCCGGGCCAGUAGAUGCUCGGCGGUCGCCGCGAACGCGCACAGGGCGAGCUGUCUUGCUCUUUUCUUCCUUUCGUUCCGUCCUCGAAUACGCCACCACCAUGACACGGCGAAUUGUCCGCACGAUGGUGCAGACCGCCACGGCGGCCGUCUUCACCUUCAUCGUCAUCUUCUUCCUCGACCGCAACUUCCGCGUGCUGCCGAACGCCCUGCACGAGUACCUGCCCACGCACCACGCCGGCACCGUCGUCACCGACAUCACGCUGACCACCUGCUCGUCGCUCAACCUGUUCUCCUCGUGCAAGCUCGACCCGGCCGUCUGGCACCGCAUCGACAAGGAGCUGUACCUGAACAAGGGCAUGUUCUCGUCCGCCUACCUGCACGUGCAGCGCAAGCGCGAGGAGGAGCUGACCGCCGAGGAUAAGGUCGUGGUGGAUGUCAGCGUCGGGAGGCUGGACCCCAGCGUUGCGGAGGAGGAGAAGAAGGGGAAGUGGACGGGGAAGGGGCAGCAGGAGCAUGGGGGGAAAGGAGAGGAUGAUGGUAAGGAGAUUCGGGAGGGGAAGUGGGAGUCGAGACCGGGCGGGCUGUGGGUCAAGAGGAGUAAUAAGCGCGGCGUGAGCGACUCCAAGGAUGCCGUGACGGGGGUGGACGUGCUGUUUGGUGACGAUGCCGUCGAGGCCCGGCCCGGGUGGUCGUUCACGGGGACGGCGUUGCUGCUGGAUGCCGGCUCGGGCGUGCCUCCUGCGCAUGUCACCAUCCGGAGGGGCCCCGAGGAGAAGCCGUACCAGCCCGCGCCCAAGAUUGGGGAGAACGGGCGGUUCAAGAUCGUGCAGUUGGCGGAUCUGCAUCUGAGUACGGGGGUUGGGCGCUGCCGGGAUGCGCUGCCAGAGGACUGGAACGGCGGGAAGUGCGAGGCGGACCCGAGGACGCUGGAUUUUGUGGCCAAGGUCCUGGAGGAGGAGCGGCCGAACUUGGUCGUGCUUAGCGGGGACCAGGUGAAUGGAGGCACCGCACCGGAUGCGCAAACGGCCAUCUUCAAGUACGCGCAGCUGCUCAUCAAACACAAGAUCCCGUACGUCUCCAUCUUCGGUAACCACGACGACGAGGGCUCCAUGUCUCGGUCCGCGCAGAUGGAUCUGAUCGAAAAGCUGCCGUACUCGCUGUCCAAGGCCGGGCCCCUGGACGUCGACGGAGUGGGCAACUACUACAUCGAGGUGCUGGCGCGCGGCAGCUCGGGCCACUCGGCCAUCACGGUCUACCUGCUCGACACGCACUCGUACUCGCCCAACGAGCGCAAGUACCCGGGCUAUGACUGGAUCAAGAAGAGCCAGAUCGACUGGUUCCGCAGCACGGCCCAGGGGCUCAAGAAGAAGCACAAGGAGUACACGCACCACCACAUGGACGUGGCCUUCAUCCACAUCCCCCUCCCGGAGUAUGUGUCGCCGAACCUGACGCUCGUCGGCGACUGGAAGGAACCCAGCACCGCGCCGGCGUAUAACUCGGGCUUCUACGACGCCCUGGUCGAGGAGGGCGUCGUGAUGGUCAGCUGUGGGCACGACCACGUGAACGAGUACUGCGCGCUGUCGCGCGCCGAGGACGGCACGCCGGCGCUCUGGAUGUGCCACGCCGGCGCGGCGGGCUUCGGCGGCUACGCCGGCUACGGCGGCUUCCACCGCAAGAUCCGCGUCUUCGACUUCGACAUGAACGAGGCGCGCAUCACCACCUGGAAGCGCGUCGAGUACGGCCCGGACGCGGACAGCCGCAUCGAGGAGCUCAUGCUGGUCGACGCCGGCAAGGUGGUCGCGCCGCCGGCGGUGGAGGAGCAAGGGGAGGAGGGAGAGGGGCAGCAGUGGCAGCCCGGACCGCCGCCGCCGCCGCAGCAGCCGCAGCAGAAGCAGCAGAAGUAGCAGUAACGGAUGGACGAAGGGGGGUUUUGUGCGAGUGUGUGUAUGUGUGUGUGUGUGUGUGCAUGGACGUGUGUGUGUGUGGACGUGUGUGUACCGUUGCGUUGGACUGUGUUCCUGUAGGCGAAGGCGGAGGCAACAAAACUGGACGGGUUUUGGUAG